AUGUAUCCUGGACCCUGCAAACUAAUCAGAGCAUCGAAACGGCAAAAUAAAAUUUGCGAAAGAGAUACAGGAUUGGCAAAUGUUUUGACUAAUGCUAAGGAACAAGCGAUAGCGGCCUGCGAAGAGACCUUCCAAUAUGACAGGUGGAAUUGCUCCCUCGUGUUCAAUAGAAAGGCAAAAAGGAGUAUAUUCAAUAAAUUAUUCAGAGAAACAGCGUUCGUCCAUGCUCUGAUGGCAGCUUCCAUCACACAUUCAGUAGCAAAAGCAUGUGCCUCUGGGGAUCUAUCCUCAUGCUCCUGUCCCGGAAAUUUUGGCAAAAACAAUACAUGGAAGAUGGCAGGCUGUGGAGACGACUUCAGACAUGGAAAGAGAUUAACAAAAAACUUCUUGGACUUCAAACACGCAGGUAACGAUCAAAUUGCAGAAAUAUUGAAGCAGGAUGUCAUUGUAGGAGUCGAUUCUAUUGGAGAACAGCUAAAAGAAGUUUGUAAAUGCCAUGGAUUUUCAGGGUCUUGUACCACGAAGACAUGUUGGAAGCGAUUGGGACCUUUUAACUCAGCCAUGGGCCUUUUGAAGAAGCACUACCACCAUGCAGUAAAAAAGAAAAUUAUGAACUAUACGACGAAAAGAGCGAUAACUCCAAAAGUGAGGAACAGGAUGAAGGUGGAAAGGAAAAACUUGUUGUAUUUGCAGAAGACGCCUAAUUUGUGUGUCAGUACUGAAGGCAGGUUUGGUGGGGUGGAAUGGUUUGCUCCGACAACAGCAACACAAUCUGGAUGGAUGUGA
Messenger RNA from Spodoptera littoralis (African cotton leafworm), 786 nucleotides. The record is from the annotation of a GenBank genome assembly. NCBI's taxonomy places the organism in Eukaryota, Metazoa, Arthropoda, Insecta, Lepidoptera, Noctuidae.